This is a messenger RNA of Cadophora gregata, 621 nucleotides long. RefSeq lists its product as uncharacterized. Bases 1 to 621 code for a protein of 206 amino acids. The transcript has a single exon. The record is from RefSeq and is a predicted model, not a curated record. Lineage: Eukaryota; Fungi; Ascomycota; Leotiomycetes; Helotiales; Ploettnerulaceae.
AUGGAUUUAUCAAAGAGUCUCAGCCAUCAGGUUAUGGACAGUCAGUUCGAUCCCGAAAGCUCAUGGAUAACUGUCAUGUGUCGCGCCUCGCGAUUUCAGAUUAGCGUGUCCCUUAAAGAUCUUCGCGGAAGCUGUUUUGAGCAAGAGUACGCCCAAAUGGUUGCCAAAGUCGAUGACAUGGACGGCGGAUCUGAUGAAGACUACGAGUCAUUGUGUAGCUGGAUGGUAGAACCAUGCGUUUCUCUCUUUCGAGAACAUACCGCACACGUACCAAAGGAUCUCACUUUCGAAGCGUUCUACUAUCCACCAACCUACCAUGUGAAGCUUGUGGUUUCUGGAUCUUCCCUUCACGCCAAGAUCACUCGAGACCGUCACACUAUCAAUCUCUACGCCCUGAUGGUCCCGUCUCGAGAUCUUCCACAGUAUCCACAAGUGUGUCGCUCAAAGGCAUCAGAUAUUCAAAUCGUCCCUGUGGUUGCCGGAACCGACGACUACAUGUCCGAAAUCCCCCAAAAAGCCAGUAUUGGCGAUGGCACAAUCAAGUUCUUUAAGCCCGCGCUCGACAAGAAGCAAAUAAUCAGAGAAAUCGAAAUGCAUGCCAUAUCCUCAAGGCCGGUUUGA